Messenger RNA from Microthlaspi erraticum, 2106 nucleotides. The record is from the annotation of a GenBank genome assembly. Lineage: Eukaryota; Viridiplantae; Streptophyta; Magnoliopsida; Brassicales; Brassicaceae.
AUGCCAGAGCUAAGAAGUGGAACAAGGAGAUCGAGACGCCUUGACGAUCAGCCUAACCCUCAGACAGUCGAACAAGCAGAGAACAACGUACCUCCUCCUCAGACCGCAACAAGGAGAAGAGGUGGUGGUAGAGGAAGAGGGAAUGCUGCUGUAGCUAAAGGGGCGGUACCUCCAAGACCAACUGCUGCCGGUAGGGGAAGGGGAAUCAGGUUGACAGACUUAGAGCCAGAACCUUGUGAGGCUCGUCCGGCUGCAGGUGCUUUAGGGGCCACUGAACCUGCUUUAAAUCGAGUUGAAGGGGUAGCUGAUAAGGAUAUUGCUGCGGAAGGCGCUAGCGCUGAGAAAAUAGCAGGCAUGGAAGAAGAUUCCAGCACGGCUCCAGUCCCUGAAAGGGUACAAGUUGGAAAUUCUCCUGUUUAUAAGACUGAGAGGAAGCUCGGUAAGGGUGGUUUUGGUCAAGUUUAUGUUGGGAGAAGGGUGAGUGGUGGCAGUGACAGGAUUGGAGCAGAUGCGAUUGAGGUAGCUCUGAAACUUGAACACCGAAAUAGUAAAGGCUGUAAUUUUGGCCCACCUUACGAGUGGCAAGUGUACAAUACGCUCAAUAGCUGUUAUGGAAUUCCUGCUGUACAUCAUAAGGGUCGUCAAGGAGAUUUUUACAUUCUGGUCAUGGACAUGCUUGGCCCUAGCCUGUGGGAUGUUUGGAACUCUUUGGCUCAAUCGAUGUCUCCAAACAUGGUUGCGUGCAUAGCGGUGGAGGCGAUAUCUAUUCUUGAAAAACUGCAUAUGAAAGGGUUUGUGCAUGGCGAUGUUAAACCAGAAAACUUUUUACUCGGUCAGCCUGGAACACCAGACGAGAAGAAACUAUACCUUAUCGAUCUUGGUCUAGCAUCAAGAUGGAAAGAUUCCCACUCUGGACAGCAUGUGGAAUAUGAUCAAAGACCAGAUGUCUUCAGGGGAACGAUAAGGUAUGCAAGUUGUCAUGCACAUCUUGGUCGUACUGGAAGUCGGAGGGAUGAUCUUGAGUCAUUGGCUUAUACAUUAAUAUUUCUGAUGCGGGGAAGGUUGCCAUGGCAAGGAUACCAGGGUGACAACAAGAGCUUUCUUGUUUGCAAGAAAAAGAUGUCGACCUCUCCUGAAUUGAUGUGCUGUUUUUGUCCUCCUCCGUUCAAGUUGUUCCUCGAGGCAGUUACUAAUAUGAAGUUUGACGAGGAGCCUAACUAUGCCAAGCUUAUCUCUAUUUUUGAUACUCUUAUCGAGCCAUGUGCUAUAUCCAGACCAAUUAGAAUUGAUGGAGCUCUGAAGGUUGGCCAAAAACGAGGAAGACUGCUUAUCAAUUUGGAAGAGGAUGAACAGCCGAGGAAGAAAAUCAGAAUCGGCAGUCCUGCUACCCAGUGGAUUUCAGUCUAUAAUGCACGUCGUCCUAUGAAACAGAGAUAUCAUUACAAUGUUGCAGACAUAAGGCUGGCACAGCAUAUAGAGAAAGGUAACGAGGAUGGCCUUUUCAUAAGCUGUGUAGCAUCAGCAGCUAAUCUCUGGGCCAUCAUUAUGGAUGCUGGGACUGGUUUCAGCUCUCAAGUUUAUGAAUUGUCCACGGUCUUCCUGCACAAGGACUGGAUUAUGGAACAGUGGGAAAAGAACUACUACAUCAGUUCCAUAGCUGGUGCAAAUAACGGGAGCUCGUUGGUUGUUAUGGCAAAAGGAACUACUUAUACCCAGCAAUCUUACAAAGUCAGCGACUCGUUCCCAUUCAAAUGGAUAAACAAAAAGUGGAAAGAAGGUUUCCAUGUGACCUCCAUGACCACUGCUGGGAGUCGUUGGGGCGUUGUAAUGUCCAGGAACUCAGGCUAUUCUGAACAGGUAGUGGAGCUUGACUUUUUGUACCCAAGUGAAGGAAUCCAUAGAAGGUGGGAGAGUGGAUACAGGAUAACAUCGAUGGCUGCAACAGCAGAUCAAGCAGCUCUUAUAUUGAGUAUACCUAAACGAAAGAUAACCGAUGAAACCCAAGAGACUCUCCGCACUUCUGCCUUUCCAAGCACCCAUGUCAAGGACAAAUGGGCGAAAAAUCUGUACAUUGCAUCAAUAUGCUAUGGUCGGACAGUUUGCUGA